Molecule: messenger RNA, 2729 nt
Organism: Oncorhynchus masou masou (cherry salmon)
Lineage: Eukaryota; Metazoa; Chordata; Actinopteri; Salmoniformes; Salmonidae
Product: B-cell receptor CD22-like
Exons: 8
Coding region: 137-1567 (476 amino acids)
Source: RefSeq, a predicted model, not a curated record
GUCACAGUUGAGAUGAGAGAUAUGCCACAUGAAUUUCAGCACUUUAGUUAGUCAGACCUCACUAUGGGUGUGACAGUUUCUGCUGUAGACAGUUUACGUUACCGUCUAAGGUGAUCAGUAGUGUGUGAGUUCUCACAUGGCUUGUCCUGAGAACAUGUUUUUUCUCAUUGGCCUCUUUAUGUCAGGUGUUUUAGUCUGUUUUGGUCGAGAUUUGAUCGUCACAAUGCCAGAUAGACUGGAUGGACUGACUGGCUCCUGUGUGCAAAUCCCAUGUUCAUUUGAUGUUCCUGAACAACAUAAGGAUACAUUUAAAAGCACAAUACUACCCUCUGGAGUGUGGAUUAAAGGAAACCCAUACUUUGGUGGGCGUCCGGACAGAGUGAUAUUUAACAGUAGUAAGUUGGUCAACACAUAUCAAGGGAAGAUAACUGGAAACAUGUCCCAGAAGAACUGCACCACAGUCUUCUUCAAUGUAACCACCAAUUACACUGAUAAAUACUACUUCAGGAUUGAGAGUCAACCAUUCCGUGCAACAGAUCCAGAUAAGUCUGUUGAAAUAGAUGUCAGAGAUUUGCCUUCCAGUCCCAUCAUUACUGUCUCAGGUGAAGUGAAGGAAGGGGUCCCUGUCAGUUUGAACUGCUCUGCUGUCGCUCCCUGUCCUGAACACCCCCCUGAGCUGACAUGGACUCUCCGAACACAGUUCACAACUGGCAACCAACUGCAGAAGAAUCCAAACCAAACCAAAUCAGUUCUAUCUAUGGUGACCUUCACUCCAUCAUACCUUCAUCAUGAGCAGAACAUCACUUGUACUGCAGUCUACCCAGUAGGGACAAGCAACAAGACAACAGAACAUAACAUGAUGCUUAACGUUUCAUUCUCUCCUAAGAACACCUCGGCCUCCAUCAGUCCAGCUGAUCCAGUAUUAGUCGGCAGCUGUGUUAAUCUGACCUGCAGCAGUACAGCCAACCCUCCUGUGACGAACUUCACCUGGUUCAAGAUCAGUGAGGGUAAAACAACAAUGGUAGCAUCUGGACUGAGUUACACCCUCAAUGUUACUGUUGGUAAUGGAGGACUGUACUACUGUGAAGGAAGAAAUAGUCACGGCUGUGGGAAGUCGAAUGAAGUGCAGCUGGCUAUAAAAGGGCAAGAAGAGACUGUUAACACAAUGGCUUCUGGGAUUGCAGCAGGAACUUUGGGGGCCCUUUUGCUUAUCAGCCUGAUCAGUCUUUUUGUAUGGAGGAGAAACCCGAGGCUCCACGAUGGACUUGAAAGGACGGACAAUUCACAGGGACAGAACUCCCCGGUUGGGACAGUGUGUGCUAACCAGGCCACAGCCGGAGAGGAACCAGAGAAACCUGCAGUAGACCAGCCUGAAGAGAUCCACUAUGGUGAGAUAGACUUCUCCAAACGACAGACCAAAGAGACCCCAGCUGCAGCCCAGGACAGGGUCCAGGGACAGGAGAGUGAGUACGCUGAAGUCAACGUGACUGGGAGAGGGGCCCAGGAACCACCUCUUAACAACCUAGAUGGGCUUUAUGCACAAGUGAAUAAAACAGGUGGAUGCUAAGUAUUUUGCCGAUGAGUAUUAAGUGCUUUUAUGUACAGUAUUGUCAUUGUGUAUCUGUUUCUAUUGGUACUUUUGUUACAUUUAUAAUUGUGUGCUCUUUGAUUAUCUGCAUAGUUGUAGAAUUUGCUGGGAUAAAAGUGUUUAAAUGUUACUAUAGUGUUGAUAUGAUGAUGCAGGCUACUCUUUAUUUUAGACCAUUUAUUUUGAGUGUUGAGUUCACAGAGCAUCUGUUUAAUGGGUUCCAGUAUAGAGGAACUGCUGAGUUCAACUAGCUCACUGAAGGCAGUUUAAGACCAUAUAAAGUCAAUGAUGACUGAAGAGAGAAGACACAGUUAGUUGGAGAGACAGUGGUCUGAUACAAAACAGGAAGUUGGUGCAGGAAGUCUACAUGAUGGCAGAAUGGUGUUAACAUCUACUAGUUACUGUUUAUCUUCAUCUUUUGUGCAGUUACCAGAAUAACAAUAUUAUCUAUUUUCAGUUUAUACAGUUGGAGUCAGAAGUUUACAUAUAGAUAGGUUGGCGUCAUUAAAAUGCAUUUUUCAACCACUCCACAAAUUUCUUGUUAACAAACUAUAGUUUUGGCAAGUCGGUUAGGACAUCUACUUUGUGCAUGACACAAGUAAUUUUUCCAACACUUGUUUACAGAAAGAUUAUUUCACUUAUAAUUCACUAUAUCACAAUUCCAGUGGGUCAGAAGUUUACAUGCACUAUGUUGACUGUGCCUUUAAACAGCUUGGAAAAUUCCAGAAAAUGAUGUCAUGGCAUUAGAUUGAUUAACCUCUUGAAACUCUAGGGGCGCUAUAUCAUUUUUGGAUAAAAAGACGUGCCCGUUUUAAGCGCAAUAUUUUGUCACAAAAAGAUGCUUGACUAUGCAUAUAAUUGGUAGCUUUGGAAAGAAAACACUCUGACGUUUCCAGAACUGCAAAGAUAUUUUCUGUGCGUCCCUAGAACGUGAGCUUCAGGCAAAACCAAGAUGAGACGGCAUCCAGGAAAUGAGCAGGAUUUUUGAGGCUCUGUUUUCCAUUGUCUCCUUAUAUGGCUGUGAAUGCGAGAGGAGUAAGUCUGCCCUUUCUGUCGUUUCCCCAAGGUGUCUGCAGCAUUGUGACGUAUUUGUAGGCAUAUCAUUGGAAGAUUGACCAUAAGAGACCACAUUUACCAGGUG